This is a messenger RNA of Leptopilina heterotoma, 5976 nucleotides long. RefSeq names its product microtubule-associated serine/threonine-protein kinase 3 (gene dop). The record is from RefSeq and is a predicted model, not a curated record. Gene Ontology annotation, molecular function: protein binding; magnesium ion binding; protein serine/threonine kinase activity. Gene Ontology annotation, biological process: intracellular signal transduction; peptidyl-serine phosphorylation. The transcript has 22 exons. Bases 347 to 5332 code for a protein of 1661 amino acids. NCBI's taxonomy places the organism in Eukaryota, Metazoa, Arthropoda, Insecta, Hymenoptera, Figitidae.
CGUACAUUUUUACUUGGGUGUUGGUUGAAUUGAAAGUGUGUUUGUGUCGGUGUCCGUCAUGACUCAGAAUUCAUGGUCGCCUCGCGUUUCGUAAUUAUAAUUUCCCUCCACUUCAUAAAAAUGAAAUUGUAGUUUCAAAGAACCCUAAUCCAGUGGUUUCUGGCAACGCUCAUCUAUCAGGAUGGAUUUCAGAGUUGUAAUACAAUUUCUUUUUGCUGAAUUUCCAUCCGUUCUAUUUGUCAAGGUGCGCGCUUAGUGCCGUUUGGAUCUCCUGUCUUUGAUAUUUCCCCUUGUCCAUAAAAUAUAUUUCUGCAAAAUUUAUCAGAAAGAAAAUUAAGUAAACACAAUGGAUCAAGCAAGGAAUAGACCAAGUAGACCCCGCCUACGCUCACAUAACAAUCCAGCACGAGUACUUGUUUUUGAUCAAGUUGAAUCAGAAGAUGCUACUCCAAAGGCAGAAACAGAGGCUACUCGACGACCUUUGCCACCAAAGGUCGAAAGCAAAGAAGCUCCUGUUCGUCCAGUUAGUGGAGAAAUAUCGAAUUUGGUGCGAAUGAGAAAUUCUAUGAUCGGAAAAUCAGCGCCUUCACUAUCUGUUCAUAUGCGGGAUUUUAAUAUUCCUCGACGUAUCGUGAAGGCAGCGCAUCGAAAGUCUUUCAUUUCGACAACUUCUCCCACUUUGCCACGAUGCAAUUCACCAUUAUCAGCUUUCGUUCCGAUUGUAGGCAGUCCUUUAGAGAGUCCUAGGAUGUCAUCCAGUCCACAUUUUGCUUUUGCUCCAAUAAAAAGAAUUGGAGGAGCCGCUUCAGGUUCGGCAGAUGGAAGACGAUGGUCUGUGGCAAGUUUACCAUCGAGUGGUUAUGGAACAACUCCUGGUUCUAGUAAUGUUUCGUCACAGUGUUCUAGUCAAGAACGUCUCCAUCAAUUACCAAAUAUACCAACAAAAGAUGAAUUGCGAAUGCUUUCUUGUCAUUUUUCCAAACCUGGAACACCAUGUUCGUCACAUCCUGGAUUUCCAGGUACGAAUUUUUCCGGUAUUCCCGGAAACGGAGCAAGUCUCGAUGAAGAGGGUCGAAUGUCACCGUUGCAUCGUCCCCGAUCUCGAAGUUUAAGUUCUCCGAGUCGUUCGCCAGUAAUGGAUAAUGAAAUUGUUAUGAUGAACACACUUUACAAGGAACGAUUUCCAAAGGCAACGCAACAAAUGGAAGAGCGUUUAACCAACUUUAUCAACGAGAAUAAGGAGAUUGAUGAAUAUGAAGUUGUUUCGCAAAUGACACCAGAUUCUCUGCCAAUUUUGAGAUUUGUUCAUCAUCAGGUCAUCGAAAUGGCGAGAGAUUGUUUACAGAAGGCUCAGGAGAAAUUAGUGACAACAAGGUACUUUUAUGAGAUGAGCGAGAAUUUAGAACACUUACUAAUGGAGACGAAGGACAAGUCUUUAGAAGCAGCAGCACGUUUAACUGGAUUAAUAAAGAAGCUUCUUUUAAUAAUAUCCCGACCUGCUAGACUUUUAGAAUGCCUCGAAUUCGAUCCUGAAGAAUUUUAUCAUUUACUCGAACAGGCCGAAGGGCAAGCUAAAUUUAAUGCAGGAAUUAAGACUGAUAUCCCCCAAUACAUCAUUAAUAAAUUAUCUUUGAAUAGGGAUCCAAUUUCAGAAUUACAAGAAGAUUUGAACAAAUUAGAGGACUCGGCGAGUUCGAGUGAUAGUAAUUUACAAUUAACAUCUUCGAGUCCCAACAAGGAAGAUGAUAAUAUUAGAUCGCAAAAGAUUCCAAGCGAAAGUGAUUACGAAGUUUUAAAACAUAUCAGCAAUGGUGCUUAUGGCGCGGUUUAUUUGGUUAAGGAAAAAUCCACGAAACAGCGAUUCGCCAUGAAGAAGAUUAAUAAAAAUAAUCUUAUGCUGAGAAAUCAAGUAGAACAAGUUUUUGCUGAACGCGAUAUAAUGAGCUUCACGGACAACCCUUUUGUAGUUUCUAUGUAUUGCAGUUUUGAAACAAAGAAACAUUUGUGUUUAGUUAUGGAAUACGUUGAGGGUGGUGAUUGUGCCAAUCUUUUGAAAAUCAUAGGCCCACUGCCUCCCGAUAUGGCCAGAUUUUACUUCGCGGAGACAGUUUUAGCUGUCGAGUACUUACACAGUUACGGUAUCGUUCACCGUGAUUUAAAACCAGAUAAUUUGCUCAUCACUGCUUUGGGUCAUAUUAAACUCACAGAUUUUGGCCUUAGUAAAAUGGGUCUUAUGUCCUUGGCAACGAAUUUGUACGAGGGAUAUUUGGAUAGAGAUACCAGGCAGUUUUCUGAUAAGCAAGUGUUUGGUACCCCUGAGUAUAUUGCGCCGGAAGUAAUUUUACGCCAAGGAUACGGAAAGCCCGUGGACUGGUGGUCCAUGGGAAUUAUUCUCUACGAAUUUCUUAUCGGUUGUGUACCAUUUUUUGGUGAAACACCCGAAGAACUAUUUGCGCACACUGUCAAUGAUGACAUCGAAUGGCCUGCCGAGGAAGAUUGGUCAGUGCAACCGGAAGCGAAAGAUAUUAUCACCGUUUUAUUGCAACAAAGUCCUCGAGAUCGUUUAGGAACUGGAGGUUCACACGAAGUGAAGGAUCAUCCAUAUUUUUAUGGCGUCGAUUGGAACAGUCUUCUACGACAGAAAGCCGAAUUUGUCCCUCAAUUGUUGAAUGACGACGACACCAGUUAUUUUGACUCCCGAGUCGAUCGUUAUAAUCACGAUAUUGGUGAGGACACUGACGACACUGAUGAUUCCCCAUUGUUUGGUUCAUUUUCCUCCUAUUCGCCACAGUCUCGUAAAAUUUCCCAAACUCGUCCACCCCUUGCAAACGAGUCUGAAUUAGAUUACACGAAAAAGCAAUUAUUUUCCAAGGAAUUAGAGAGAAUGAUGGCGCAAUUGUCGCCAAGUUCAUCAGCAGUCUCGGUCUCACCGCCAUCGAAACUCAUCGAUAAAAUUCAAAAUCUCGAGAAAACACCACCAUUGAAAAGCAGUCCUUUGGCGAAAACUGAAAAGUCCGAUAAUUCAUUUACAAGUCCGGCUACAAUAUCUUCUGGCGAUUCGCAAUUAACGAUUGUUAAGAGUGAGGGAACGAGUGGAACUAUUUGCCUCAGUACGCCCGAAUCAUCGCAAACGGAAUCCGAUGAUAUUAGUCCACAGAUCCAAAGAAAACGCCACAUACAUUCCCGGGAUAAGUUACCCAGGUUCAGUAUUUCCAUUCAUGGUGAUGAAAUAUUGGAUUUAGCAGCAGCGCAUAGAGCGUCAACUGAGGAAAAGAAUAAUUCAAGUACUGACUCAUUUGAAUCGUUUACACCACUGCCACUUCUACCAAGUGGGAAACAAAAAUCUCGUUCUGUGAUUAAAUCAGCCUCGACUAGUGGAUUAUCUCUGGUUAUUCCAGCCACUGACUUUUCUUAUGAAGCUUCAGGGACAGGUCAAGCAAUCGAAUCACCAGGAGGAUCAUCGACUGCCUCGUCUAGGGAUACAUCGCCUUGUCGGGAAUUAAGUCCUUUGGUAACAAGUCUAAAACCACCAACAAUUAUUCGAAGGGGUCCUCGCGGAUUUGGAUUCACGGUUCAUACGAUUAGAGUUUAUUACGGCGACAGUGACUUUUACACAAUGCAUCAUUUAGUCAUGGCAGUGGAUCAACACAGUCCCGCUUUUGAAGCCGGAUUAAGACCUGGCGAUUUGAUAACUCACAUAAAUGGUGAACCAGUACAGGGUCUCUAUCACACUCAAGUUUUGCAACUAAUGUUAAGUGGUGGCGAUCACAUAACAUUACGUAGCACACCACUGGAAAAUACGAGUAUUAAAACUGGUGGUCGUCGACGAGAAUUGCAACAGAGUAAAAUGGCGCGGAAAACUUUACACAAACAACGAAAGCAGAAGCGCGAUCAUUCGGAGAAGAAACGGAAAACGUCACUAUUUAGGAGAAUCAGCUCAAAGCGUGCGAGCGUCGAAAUGCAACAGCCAUUAAGUAUCAGUUGUCCUUUGUCAGCACCCAUUCUACCCAGUGACAGCAAACCUCCACUUAUGAUGGCUGUGGGAAUGUGUUCACCUUCAAUGGUAUCAGCUAGUCGAUCAUUUCAAUCGUUUACACGAUCUCUUCCAGCUCAGCAGCAAGAUGCAUUUGUGUAUUAUGGUGGAUCAUCAAAGGCAACAUGUAAUCCGUCCUCAUCGACUAACCGUCCUAAUUCGGAAUCAUAUCAUUCGGCUGGAACAUCAAGUCCAUGUUCAAGUCCAAAUUCAUCAUCUCCAGCUUCGAGUAGUUCCAUUGGAAAUAUGUCAAAUUUAUCGAAUCAAUCACAUUAUCAGCGACCAAGUACUUUGCAUGGAUUGAAACAUAAACUUCAUACUGCUGCUAAGAAUAUUCAUUCGCCAAAUAGAAGAAAAUCGGUAGGACAUAUACCAUUAUCGCCAUUGGCAAGAACUCCUAGUCCAUCACCAAUUCCCGCUAGUCCGACUAGAAGUCCAAGCCCUUUGACAUUCCCCACUGGACAUCAGCCAGGCAGCUCCAAUACGACCCAGUCUUACAGUCCAGGGGUGUCAAUGUCAACGCCGAACAAUCAGAAGAAAAGUUUCAAUCGACCGAAAUCGGCAGAACCCGGUUCACCGCUAUUGAGACGUGCACUGAGUCCUGAUCGGCUUCAUCCACGUUCGGCGGAGAAUAAAACGUCGAUCUCACCAUUAGCAAAUACUGUAGUUAAAGUAAAUCCUCGUGUAACUAUUGCGCAAACGUCCAAUACAGCCACUGAAGACGUGAGUGAUAUAACAAAAGAAAGUAAUGAAUCUAAGACUGAUAAAAAGGCAGCGUGUGAGCAAAAAGUGACAGCCGAUUAUACAAAAUUAACACACGGAAUAUCGAUAAAUAUUGGCAAUGUUGUAAUAUCGAAUUCCUGUGGAAGUACACAACUUCCAAGAAUAGCUGAGGAAAAAGAUUCACCCACCGGUACAAAAACCGAUGAUUAUUCAUCGAAAGUUGGUGAAAUUUGCGAAAGCAUGGCAAAUGAACAAUUACAGGAAUCAACGAAAGAUGAUAAUGAAAAUAAUUCGAAUCGACAGAAAACCAUUAAGGAAGAAAUCCUGCCUGAUGAAUCAACAUCGAUCGUAAAGAAAAAAGAUGAGGAAGUUUUAACGAAAUCCGAUAAGAAUAUCGCCACUUCUUCAACUUCGUCAGGUACGUCGUCAUCAUCAGCUUUUAAUAAAAAUAUUGUAGAAUCGAGUCCAGAGUGUAGGAAAAUUUUAAAACGUUAUAAAUUUGAAGGUUUAAGUUUCGGCCUCACUUCACAUGAUAAAAUGAAACAGGAUUCGGGAGAAAACAAGAAAAACAAAUAAUUUCCAAUUGAAUUUUUUUUGCUUUCUUUAAAAUUCUUUUUUUUAAAUUUGUAAUUAUAUUUUUAUCAUUUAUUUUGGAUCCGCGUAUUUACACAGUUUCAAUACAAAAUUAAUUUUUGAUUUUGUUAAUAAUCUCUAGUCAAAACAUUCAAGAAAAAAAAAAUGCUCUUUGUAUUAAAUGAAAAAAAGUACGAGAACUGGGAAAUUGAAAUUUAAGUUAUUCACGUUUCGAAAUUUCGAGAUAAUUUAAUUUAAUUGACGAAAAAUAAUAUUUAAAAAAAUGUGUAUACAUUCUUAAUUAAAAGAAAUAUGUGGAAAAAUAUUUAGUUUUCAAAUUUAGUUGUUUUAGGGAAUUUCAGUUUUUUUUUAAAUUCAUCUCGUACGAAAAGAAAAUUAAUUCAUUUCAGCUUUUAUUUCGAAUAACAGUCCGAAUCUAAUUCGAAUUAAAGGGAAUAAAAUAUAAUCAAACUUUUUCUUAUUUUCAACAAUAUUAUUAAAUUCGAAGAUAAAAAUGAAAAGUUUUUUUUUUUUAGAAAAUAGCGAAAUUGUCUUUAGCAAAAUAUUUUGUGAUAAAAUAAAUUCAAGUUUAUAUUUGAAUUUAAAUAUUUACAAAUAUAUUUUUCUAAAGAUCCAAAAAUCAUCGA